Molecule: messenger RNA, 1004 nt
Organism: Phoenix dactylifera (date palm)
Lineage: Eukaryota; Viridiplantae; Streptophyta; Magnoliopsida; Arecales; Arecaceae
Product: large ribosomal subunit protein eL13z
Biological process (GO): translation
Cellular component (GO): cytosolic large ribosomal subunit; ribosome
Molecular function (GO): structural constituent of ribosome; RNA binding
Source: RefSeq, a predicted model, not a curated record
GUCCGAAAUUAGGGUUUUGCCGGCUACCCCCGCCUCCUUUUUUAUCUUCCGUUCCCUCCAAGGGUUUCUUACAGGCCGGAGGGCGUCUCCUUUCCUGCCUCCACAACAGCGGAGCUCCAGGCGGAUUACGGCGGUUGCUGAGCCAUGGUUAAGCAUAACAAUGUUGUGCCAAAUGGGCACUUCAAGAAGCACUGGCAGAAUUAUGUCAAGACUUGGUUUAACCAACCAGCUCGCAAAACUAGAAGACGUGUUGCUCGACAGAAGAAGGCUGUGAAGAUUUUCCCACGCCCAACUGCUGGACCCCUCCGACCUGUUGUUCAAUGCCAAACACUCAAAUACAAUAUGACAUCUAGAGUAGGCAGGGGUUUUACCCUUGAGGAACUCAAGGCAGCAGGUAUUCCAAAGAAGCUUGCCCCAACUAUUGGCAUUGCCGUGGAUCACCGUAGGAAGAACCGUUCCCUUGAGGGUCUCCAAGCUAAUGUCCAGAGGCUGAAGACAUACAAAGCCAAGCUAGUAAUCUUCCCAAGACGUGCACGCAAAUUUAAGGCUGGUGAUUCUGCUCCGGAGGAACUUGCAACUGCCACUCAGGUCCAAGGCCCAUAUAUGCCCAUUGUUCGUGAGAAGCCCACAGUUGAGCUUGUUAAGGUAACGGAUGAGAUGAAAUCAUUCAGGGCCUAUGCUAAGCUUCGUGUUGAGCAGAUGAACAAGCGCCAGGCUGGUGCCCGGUUGAAGAAGGCUGCAGAGGCAGAAAAGGAAGAGAAGAAGUGAUUGGAUUCAUUCCUUGGCUGGUGUUCUGCUCAUUUAUUUCAAUAUUUUGGGGUGCUAGUCUUGAAUCUUAUUUUGGCCUACUUUUUUUCCCGUUAAUUCUGCAACAGCAAAAACUUGUAGGCAUUUAUACAUAUUUGCUCAGGCUCUCUUCUACUCUGUUCGUGUUGUGACCUAUAUUAUAUUUGGUUAUGGCUGAAUUUUUCUGGCUGGCAAUAGAGCAAAGUUUGUUUUUUUUC